GUUGAACUCAAAUGGACAUAGAGUAGAGAUCUUGUCAAAAAUUGUUAUGGACAUAGAGUAGAGAUCUUGUCAAAAAUUGUUACUAGUAUUCACAAAUCACAAGCACAAGAGAUGAGAGGAUAGGAGUCACAACUCAAAAUUUGACAUAGGUGCGAUGGGAGGCGCCACAUUCCGCUUCAUCACACUAUUCUCAUCAUCUCCAUUACCACUCCUCCAUUGUCGUCGUCCUUCUUUCCUCCUCCUUCGCCAUUUUUCUUCUCAGCUUCUCCAUUCCCCCCUUCACCCUCCUCUUCAUCCUAUAUUGGCUCCUGUUCUCAACUGUUCACAGCAACUUCACUCUCAAUCUCACUCUGUUUGGGAUGAAACCCAGCCAAUUCUUAACUCUAAUUCAUCCAAUUUUGAUCAGCAUCAGCAUCAACAUCAACAUCAAUAUCAACAUCCAUGGCCUGAGUUCUCAGAUUUUCUUUAUUGGGUUUUUCGUUCUGGGUAUUCUAAUGCACCCUUUGUUUCUGAUGUUGUUCAAUUUGUGGAUGCUCAACAAUUGUCUCAACAGUUUCUUAACCACGCCAUUGCUUGUUUGGGAUUCGCUAGAAAUCAUCCUACUCUCUUAUGGUCUCUUCCCAGGGAGGACAUAGCGGUGGUGGUUGAGUAUGGUUCGCCUUUUUUGUUCAGUAAUGCUUCUGCUGCUGCGGCCAGGAUGAAAUCUUUUCUGCGAGAUGAAGCUAAUGAUGUGUUGGAUUCCGAUAAACCAAGCACGGUUGAUCUCAUGGAGUUUCUGUUAAGUUAUGCCCAGUUGGCUGCUGAUCUUUCCGAAAACACGCAAAUAUACACUCGGGUUGAAACAUCUGUGAGGAAAUUGUUCAGUGAGUUGGCUAAAUCUAAAGGAAAUUCUUUAGAGUCUGUUGCAACCACACAGAAACAGUUUUCUGAAACAUAUAAACAAGCAUCAAGAUCUUUUGGAGAAAGAAUUGAAAUGAAGAGAGGAGACUGGAUAUGCCCAAGGUGUAGCUUUAUGAACUGUUCCAAGAAUGUGAAGUGCCUUCAAUGUGAGGAGCAACGGCCCAUGAAAUUCAUAACCGGUGGAGAAUGGGAAUGUCCUCAAUGUGAUUUUUUUAACUUCAGUCGUAAUAUGGCUUGCCUGAGAUGUGAUUGCAAAAAGCCUGAAAUCAAUCCAUUUAUGAACCCCACCUCUGUCUCGCGUUUGAAAGCUGAUACCUCCUCUGUUACCGUUAGUUCAGAGGAAAUAAAAGAGAAGACUGAGGUAGAGCAACCGUGGUUCACUAAAAUUCAUCAGUUGGAAAAUUCAUCUGAUAUGAACAGUCCUUUAUCAGAUUCAGAUUUGCCCAAGACCUUUAAGGGAGGAGAUAGUAGGUUUGCCGAAAGCUCAAGAAUGGGCGGUGAUGAAGAUAACAUCACUAGGAAUAUUAGCCAGCGUCUAGAUGAACUUAUUGGUGGAAAAACAGAAUCUGGGACUCAAACCCAUGCUCGGUUCCAGCAACAGAAUUCUGAUGCAAAGUUUUCUAGUCAGAUGGAGAAUAAAGAUUAUGAUGGAGAACCAGCUGAAAAGUCUGUAAGAUGGUUUGAAACGGCGGCAGAGCUACAAGACAUGAAAGACCUAUCGAACGAUAUAUCUGAUGAUGAUUUCCCUGAAAUAAUGCCAACGCGCAAAGGAGAAAAUAGAUUUGUUGUCGGUAAAAAGAAAGACCGUUCUUUAACUUCUCCGAUGAAUAAAAGGCGUACGGCAAUGGAACAAGCGGGCAAUAACAAGUAUGUCCCUUUUGUUCCUUUUCCACCUGGUUACUUUGCCAAGAAUAAACCACAGGAGGGUUCAGAGUUUACUCAAUCGAGCGCACAUACUGGCUCAAUCAACUCAGCUUUCAGAGACGCGGGGGACGACAUAGAAGAUAAAACAAGCACGGUUUUGGAGCCACCCAAGAACAAUCAAAAUCCGACAUCUUUCGUUUUUCAAUCCAGCUCUCCUGAUGAGAAUUCGAAACAUCAGAGCACAAGCGAGAUCAGGGACUCGUGGAGAAGGAAAAGUUUGGAGGGGUCAGCAGUAAAAGAACCGGAUCCAUUGGACAUGUCGGAAGAAGCAAAGGCAGAGAGGUGGUUUCGACGUGUUGCUCAAAUAAAGGACAUUUCAGAACUGAGCGAGAUUCCUGACGAGGAUUUCCCUUCAAUAAUGCCUAUGAGGAAAGGAGUGAACCGAUUCGUAGUGAGCAAGAGAAAAACACCAUUGGAGAGACGGUUGGCUUCUGCACAAUCUCGAAGGAACCUUCCGGAUGUGAGCUCUGAUCCUAAGAGGAAGGAAACGGACUCUAGUUGAGAAUGCACACGAAGACAUGAUUAGGUUUUGUGCUUGGAUUAGAUGAUGCCAAUGUGUGGUGUUGUGUACUAUACAUAAGCUGUGAUGCAUUAGACAUUGUGCAUUCAAUUCAUGAAGAUAAAGAUAAUUUGGUAGCUAAAUUUCUUAUAGCUAAAAAUUUAUGUAAAUCGAGAAUUAUGGGUUAACUUAGUGACUAAGGGCUUUUCUUUUACCCAUGUAAUAGAGGUUCAAUUCUUACCGUCUACCGUUUAAUCAUAAAAAAUAUGUAAGCAUUGUGGCAGACUCAAAUAAAGGGAUUGUCAUCGAACAAGCCAAUUCAUUAGUUGAUCAAAUAGAAAAUAAAAUUAUAAAGUGCCUAUAAAAGUAGCGAUAUUUUUUCUGUCCUA
Molecule: messenger RNA, 2712 nt
Organism: Amaranthus tricolor (Joseph's coat)
Lineage: Eukaryota; Viridiplantae; Streptophyta; Magnoliopsida; Caryophyllales; Amaranthaceae
Product: zinc finger protein VAR3, chloroplastic
Exons: 5
Coding region: 155-2326 (723 amino acids)
Cellular component (GO): cytoplasm
Molecular function (GO): mRNA binding
Source: RefSeq, a predicted model, not a curated record